AUGGCUAGAACCUUCUUCUCAGCUCUCAGCCUUGUUCUGCUCAUUAGCUCGGCCUCUGCUUACAAGAGCAGCAGUGGCAGCGGAAGCUGGCAGAAGGGCGAGUGCGAUAUCACCAGGAUCAACGCCCAAGAACCAUCCUUCCGCGUAGAAUCGGAAGGCGGUGUCUCGGAGUUCUGGGACCACAACUCUGAGGACUUUCAAUGCGCCGGCGUGUCAUUCCACCGCCACAUCAUCCGCACCCGAGGGCUCAUGCUCCCCGCAUAUCACAAUGCUCCAGUCCUUGCCUACGUUCUUCAAGGUAGGGGUAUUUUCGGAGUGGUGAUUUCGGGCUGCCCGGAGACGUUUGAGUCGCCGCAGCAGCAACCAGAGAAAGAGGUGAGGGGAGGAAAGUUCACCGAUCGCCACCAGCAAAUCGAGUACUUGAAACAGGGUGAUGUCAUCGCCAUCAGAGCCGGAGAUGCUCACUGGACUUACAACAACGGCGACGAAGAGCUGAUCAUCGUAGUUGUGCAAGACAACUCCAACAACGCCAACCAGCUAGACCAGAACCCCAGGUCGUUCAUGCUGGCCGGAAACCCGGAGAUUGCGCAGCAGCAGGAGCAGAUGAAGCGAUUCAGAGGCAGCCGCGGGCAACAGGAGAAGCAGCACGAGAUGGGCAACAUUUUCAGGGGACUAAGCACGGAGAUUUUGGCAGAGGCGUUCGACGUGGACGAGGAGACAGCGAGGAAGCUCAAGAGCGAGAACGACGAGAGAGGCCCCAUUGUUAUCGUUGAGAAAGAGCUCCAGGUCAUCAAGCCUCCAUUCCGCCACAACGGCCUUGAGGAGACCGUUUGCAGCGCCAAGAUCAGAGAGAACAUCAACAACCCCUCACGCGCCGACAUCUACAACCCCCAGGCCGGCCGUCUCUCCACCGUCAACAGCUUCACCUUCCCUCUCCUUAACUACCUUCGUCUCAGCUUCGCCAAGGCCGUCCUUUACAGGAAUGCGAUAAUGGCGCCACACUGGUUGACAAACGCACACAGCAUAGUGUACAUCACACGAGGGGAGAACCGAAUUCAGGUGGUGAACCAGAAGGGGCAGGCGGUGUUUGACGGGCAGGUGAAGGAAGGGCAAGUGCUAGUGGUGCCUCAGAACUUCGCGGUGGUGAAGCAGGCGAACGAGGAGGGGUGCGAGUGGGUGGAGUUCCAGACCAACGCCAACGCCAUGAUCAACACACUCAGUGGCCGCACCUCAGCAAUCAGGGGGCUGCCACUGGACGUCGUGGCCAACGCGUACCAGGUAUCGAGAGAGGAGGCGGAGAGGAUCAAGUAUUCGCGCCAGGAGACUCUCUUCUUUAGCGGAUCUAAGUCGUCUCAUGCUACACAGUAA
Molecule: messenger RNA, 1368 nt
Organism: Salvia splendens (bonfire salvia)
Lineage: Eukaryota; Viridiplantae; Streptophyta; Magnoliopsida; Lamiales; Lamiaceae
Product: 11S globulin seed storage protein 1
Exons: 4
Coding region: 1-1368 (455 amino acids)
Molecular function (GO): nutrient reservoir activity
Source: RefSeq, a predicted model, not a curated record